Molecule: messenger RNA, 3622 nt
Organism: Protobothrops mucrosquamatus (brown spotted pit viper)
Lineage: Eukaryota; Metazoa; Chordata; Lepidosauria; Squamata; Viperidae
Gene: CCDC25
Product: coiled-coil domain containing 25
Exons: 9
Coding region: 74-697 (207 amino acids)
Source: RefSeq, a predicted model, not a curated record
CGCUGGCCGUUUGCGAAGCUUUCUGGCUUAAAUUUCCGAAGCGGGUGAGAAGGAGCUCUCGUGUUGUGUUGCCAUGGUUUUUUAUUUCACGUCCAACGUUAUUCCUUCUGUUUAUACAAUUUAUAUGGGAAAAGACAAGUAUGAAAAUGAAGAUCUAAUAAAAUAUGGUUGGCCAGAAGAUAUUUGGUUUCAUGUGGACAAGCUCUCCUCAGCACAUGUCUACCUCCGGCUAUAUAAGGGGCAAACAGUGGAUGAUAUUCCUAAGGAGGUUUUGAUAGAUUGCGCACAGCUUGUGAAGGCCAACAGCAUUCAAGGCUGCAAAAUGAAUAAUGUUAAUGUAGUAUACACCCCAUGGGCCAACCUAAAGAAAACAGCAGACAUGGAUGUGGGCCAGAUUGGAUUUCAUAAACAAAAGGACGUAAAGAUAUUGACAGUGGAGAAGAAGAUAAAUGAGAUUUUGAACCGACUGGAAAAGACCAAAGAGGAACGAUUCCCAGACCUGGCUGCAGAGAAAGAAGCCCGUGAUAGGGAGGAGAGAAAUGAGAAAAAGGCCCAGAUCCAAGAGAUGAAACGAAAGGAGAAAGACGAAAUGAAAAAGAAAAAGGAAAUGGAAGAGCUUAGAAAUUACUCUUCCUUAAUGAAAGCAGAAAAUAUGACUUCUAACCAGGAUGGCAAUGACUCUGAUGACUUCAUGUAAAUCUAGCACCCUCCUUGUGGAAGAUGAAGAUGAAUUUUGACAUCUUAGCCUUUUGCUCUGGAUGCCAAAAAUAAGCAAAUGAAAUUGUUUUAUUGUGAGCAGCAAGUAUCUGUUCAUUUUCCUGGACAGAUCAUUCCUGUUAAAGUUCUGAAACCAUCCGUUGUGACUCCAGAGCUACUAGGGUGUCUUACUUCCUAGAGAGGCUGGAUUUUGGGGUGACUAUAUUUCCAGGAUAGGUUGAGGAGAAGGCUACACUCAAGAGGCUUUGAGCCAGAAAAUCAGUUUCUGCCUUAAAUUUUCCUGGGGAGCAGAACUGGGAAGUUUUGCCAUUAUCUUUUCAAUAUGCAUCAUUGAGCUGAGAAAUAUUUUUAUCUCACAGUGUUUGGAGUUUGAUUUUUUUUUUAGUUUAUUUAGUUGUUUGGGUACCUGUUUGCACCAAUUACAAUUUGAUACCUCUCAUCCCUUAGAAAUCUGAAUUCAGAACAGCUUUCUUUCCAUGCUUAUACUUGGCUAGAAUCUAAAAGCAUCUUUCACCUAGCAGUCAGCCUUUCCUUGCAUUUGUAGCACCCUGCAAAACCCAGUGCCAUCUUUCAAAGAAAGAAGUAUGCACUUUUGGGCUGCUUUUGUUAUGUUUGGGUUCCUUGUAAUCCUGAUGCAGAGCUUUAUGUGGGCUUUUUUUUUUUGCCUGCCCAGAGUUUGCAUGGGUAUAGUAGAGGAGCCAGGAAAGCUUCCACUGUUGAUUCUCCAUUCAAGAAGGCAUUCAAAAGGUCUACUUCUUUGGUUCUCUUCUGACCAGCAACAUAUAAUAUCUCUUUGCAGUGAACAUCAACCUUUUUCUCCCAUACAAAAUGAAAACUAAAAAACCAACAAAACAAAACCAACAAAAGGUGGUAAGCUGCUUUCUCAAUAUUGCACCUUGCUUUGGCAUUACCCACAUUUUUCUUGCUUGGGGAUUUUGUCAGUUUUCUGUCUAAUGGUGUUACCGGGGCAUCUUCUGAAAUGUGUAAGUAUUGCAUAUGAAGUCAGGAUCCCUAGAUAACGAAAACUGUUUGCUUAACCUAAUAGGGAAAGAUAUAAGGUGAAUUUCUUUAUCUGAACAAUUGCCUCAGUAUAAAAAAAAAUAUGGUUUAGGGUUAGGGUAGUAGCUACAAUCUCUAGAGUCUAUAAUCUCUAAACUAGAGAGUUUCUGACAGGAUGUUGGAGGGGGAAAAAUAGGUUUGCUAAGUCACCAUCUUUUACUGUAUUCACUUGUUUUCUGCCGUGUUAUCACUGAACAUGCAGAAAAAGUUAAAGGCUGGCCUUGAUUUCUCCAAAGGCUCAAAUUCCCGUUGCUGUCCCUGAUGCAAAAAUUUUUAAGUUCUUAAAUAAUCCUAGAAAAUGCCUUCAAAGUAGUUCAAAUUUCAGCAUUGAAAUUUUGUCACAUUAGAAGUUUACAAAUGCUCACUAGGAAACCCCCAAAAUAAAUAAAUAAAAAAACCCCACUGAAAUUUGGAUCUGUAUGCUUUUGUAGGGUUCCAUACCUUCCUGAAAUCUGCUACGAUGGUUUCUCCAACUCUCUGAAGCAGAGUUUCUGAGCAUGUAGGAAGAGAAAAUAGUGCUAAUAGAAAUCUAGUUAUGCAACAUUGGACCUUGGACUUUACUUCAAAGAUGUAUUGGGUCUGCAGAUCAGGUUUCAGCAUCUAGUUAAAGAAAGAUACACACUAGUCAAUGGGUUUAUAGUAAAAAACAAUCCCCAGAAGAUAAGCUAAUUUAUUAGAAGGGUAAUACUGCAUACACUAAAUAUAAUACUUUUAUCGGCAACUUUGUCAUACUACAAAUUAUUCAGAACAAAGAGUAUUAAUUUUUUUCACAAAGAAACAAAAACAUGUAUCUAGUCAUUGAUUUCACAGAAUGUCACUGAUCUUCAGCAAUUUGAAAUUGCUGAAUAUUACAUUUUCAGUAAUAGCUUGGCAAACUCCCAUUGCAAAUAUACUGUAGUUCAUUUCCUUCUGAGACUUUACACAAAAUUUGGCUCAAUAUGCUGUUCUCAUUCUCUCAUAAAAUCAUUCAUUUUUAAAGAGUUGCAAAUAGUAUAAUCUCACUGGAUUAGUAUUAGCCUAGAUAGAUUAAAAAUGUUUAUAUAUAAGUAGAAGCCAAGCUAAAUAGUUGGCUAUAGUUCCUAACAUAUCAUUAUGCCCCAAUUUGUGGUAUUGUCUCAAAUGGUCUGACUGUUUAAUACUAUUUUUGGAAAAUGAGACCUAGUUUAUAGCUUCUAUCUCCCUCCAGGAAGUUCAGUAUAUUUAAAAAGUGGCUUCUAACCAUUUGGGCCUUCUAAGAGUGAUAAUCUUUUACUGUAUUCAUUGUAUGGACACUGUGACAUGCUUGUAAAAUGACUACUAUGAUUCUGGAGACUAGCAUGCUCAGGAUUUCAGUGCAGUCUGGGACCCUUUCCUUUCUCUUUGCUUUGGAACAAGGGCUUCCUUCCUUGUUCUCAUUGACUUCGGGAAAGUGAGAGGAUCAACAAAGUGAGGGAAAUGACCCCAAAUAAUUUCUAAACAUUCAGUAUAAAUCAUUUCUAUUAAAGAUAACUUUAAAUUUCAGGAAAUAUCAACUUUCUGCAACAAAGAAUUUUAAAGAGAUGACUCAAAAGAUUCUUCUGAAUAAUAGAACACCUUUAACCAAUUAGAGCACAUGUGCAUUUUUUUGUUUUUAAUGUAUUAUGUUGCUGGUUUUGGAUUAUAUCUUGCAACUAAAUUGUUGAGCUGUUGCUAUCUUUACAUAAAUGUUCAUUGCUGAGACUGCUGUUAUUUUCUGACUGAAAGUCAUCCAGACAGUUUCCCAAGUUCAGUGAUUUUGUUCUUCUGAAGGAUUCAAUCAUCUGUGCAUAGCUGUCUUUUGUCUUCACCUGAAUCUUGUUCUAACUGACACAUAAACUAUUUAAACCUA